Messenger RNA from Rosa rugosa (rugosa rose), 1739 nucleotides. Its product is annotated as UPF0481 protein At3g47200-like. The record is from RefSeq and is a predicted model, not a curated record. The transcript has 2 exons. Lineage: Eukaryota; Viridiplantae; Streptophyta; Magnoliopsida; Rosales; Rosaceae. The coding region runs from base 91 to 1566 and encodes 491 amino acids.
ACACUAAAAGACUCUGUUAUCUUCUUCCAUUAAUACUAGGCCCCUUUUCUUACUGAAUGAUCCUGCAACUUGUAUGAUUUUCAGCAUAAUAUGAGCAACUUAGAUCAGAUCCAAUACAAAGGCAUGGGAGGUAGCAGUGAUAUAGAAAAGGGUGAAGUGGAUGAAAGCGUUCCAGUUCAUCUAGAACGUAAAGGUCAUUCUCAAAAGAAAAAAAAAGAACGUAAAGGUAUGACUGUUGAAGAAAGGAAAAGAACCUUCUAUACAAAGCUUUGGGGGGCCAAAUCACCUUUGCCUGAUUCGUGUUGCAUCUUCAAAGUUCCCGAGGUGCUACGAAGACAAAAAAAGGAGGCAUACGCACCUGACGUAGUCUCAAUCGGGCCCUUUCAUCGAGGUGCUAAAAAAUUACAACUCGUGGAAAAUGUGAAAAAGUGGUAUUUAAAAUGUCUCCUCGCGCGCCAGCUCCCGAACCCGACAGGAUUGAUGAGCUUGAAUGACUUGCUUGAAAGCAUGAGCCUAGAUAGCUUGACUGAAAGUGUGGAGAGCUUGGCUGAAAUGAUCAAGGGAGAGGAACUGGAUAAACGCGCCCGGGGUUGUUAUUCAGAUCCAUGCAAUCAUCUUGACCAAAACAACUUCAUAGAUAUGCUCAUACUCGAUGGUUGUUUCUUGAUAGAAUUAUUUCGGAAGGCAUCUGAUCCAUCACGACAAGAUAAUGACGACCCUAUUUUCAACGUGCCUUGUAUGCUCGAAUAUCUAUACCAUGAUCUUCUGUUACUCGAAAAUCAGCUGCCCUGGUUUGUGCUCGAGUUUUUCUAUAAGCGAAUUAAGGGUGGCAACACUAACCCUCUCAAUAAAUUGGUAUUCGAGUUCUUCAAAAAUUCAGUGGCUGAUGCCACAAUUUUGAGCGACCCCAAGCCCGAGUCUUCUGGUGAGAUUCUUCACAUACUUGAUCUGAUUAGAACUGCCCUCGUAAUUGGUAUGCCAGGUUCGAAGGCUGGCGCCAAACUAGGCAUCCACCUGCCGCAAAGGAUACCUAGUGCUGCUACUCUUUCAGAGGCAGGAGUUAUAUUUAAAAAGUCCAAAAAAAGUUGCAUAUUGAACAUAGAGUUCAACAAUGGCAUUUUCACCAUUCCUCCUCUGGCUAUCGAUGAGAGUACAGGUCCUUUGUUCAGGAACCUUAUGGCCUUCGAGCAGUGUUAUCACAGUUGCGAGCACAAGAUAACAUCCUAUGCGGUUUUGAUGGAUAGCCUCAUCGAUACGAACAAGGAUGUGAAUCUUCUAUGUGAGGAAGAGAUAAUAGCCAACUGGUUGAGUGCUGAUGAUGCUUCGAAGUUCUUCAACGAUCUAUAUACUGACACCACAGUCAUUAAUUUUGUCUACGAGGAUCUCUGCAAAAGAGUAGGUAAAUAUCACAAAGCUCCAUGCAACAGGUGGAGGGAAAAAUUGAAACGUGAUUAUUUUGAAACACCAUGGUCUACUAUCUCUUUUUUUGCAGCUUUUGUCCUCCUGGUCCUCACCUUCUUGCAGACCAUAUACACAAUCCAGCCAUACUAUCAUCCUCGUGGAUAAUGUUGGAUGUCACCUAUUAUUAUAUAUGUUCCAUUCUAUUAUUUUGUUUGCCUUUCAUUUUCUUUCAAGCUUACAAAAUAAGGCUUGGCCAUUGUAUAUGUAAUCUAUUUUGUUGUUGAUACAUCAUUGUACCUAAAGAGAUUCUGAAUACUAUUAUUCUUGAUCAUCCUUGA